GGGUCACCACAAUUAAAUACGAGCCUCCUGCGCGUAGACAUUGUAUUAACUCUGACGUAUUAUUCAAAUAACUUGGUAAUUUAUCGUCGAGUGAAACUUAAUUUCGUCACAGUGCAUUUCGCUGAUGAUUUACCCCUCCAUUUAGCUGAACAUAAUUCGGAACCGAUGGGCUAUUCAUAUUUUUAUUAAUAUUUAUUUUCCUCUUCAUUAAACGAGAAUCAUUAAAUCGAUUGCGCCGUUACGUAAAUGAGUGAUAAGAGAGUGAAAAAGAAAAACCAUUUAUAUGUGAGAUAAUACGACACCUUUAACUUUGCGUUUACGGCAUCGCCGCGAGUGUAAAACUUGUUAUUUUCUCGGUGAUCAGAUCAGUGUGUUUUGCAAAUUUGAAUACGGCAGACGUGUUACAUAAAGAAAGGUGAAUACACUAGACGUAAAUACACUGUAUACUAGAGUGAUAGGCAUUAUAUGUGUGAAAAUAUUGAUUAAAUAAACGUGUGCAGAACCAAAUCAGGAAAAUAUGGCUCAAGAUAAUCUAACGGCAGUUUUACAUGGCAUUGAAGAUCUGCGACUGGAACAACGUCCUAUACCGACGAUCAAAGACAAUGAAGUCUUACUGAAAAUGGACAGUGUCGGCAUUUGUGGUUCUGAUGUGCAUUACUUGGCAAAAGGGAGAAUUGGCGAUUUCAUUCUAACGAAACCGAUGAUCAUCGGUCAUGAAGCGGCUGGCGUUGUAGCAAAAGUUGGACAAAAUGUGAAGAAUCUGAAAGUGGGAGAUCGUGUGGCCAUUGAACCAGGUGUACCGUGUCGUAUUUGCGAUUAUUGCAAAAACGGACGAUACAAUCUCUGCGCAGAAAUGGUAUUUUGUGCAACGCCACCCUACGAUGGCAACUUAACUCGCUACUAUGCACAUGCUGCUGAUUUUUGCUACAAAUUACCGGACCAUGUUACCAUGGAAGAAGGAGCCUUACUAGAGCCACUGUCGGUUGGUGUUCAUGCGUGUCGACGAGGCGGCGUCGGUCUUGGUUCAUCCGUUUUGAUUCUUGGCGCCGGUCCAAUUGGAUUAGUCAGUUUGCUUACCGCAAAAUCAAUGGGAGCAUCCAAAAUUAUGAUUACGGACCUUGUGGCUGAUCGUUUAGCCGUUGCGAAAACCUUGGGAGCCACGCACACUUUACUGAUCGAAAAGGACCGUACUGAGAAGGACAACGUCCGACUCGUUCACGAAAUGAUGGGCGAAAUGCCGGACAAGACGAUUGAUUGCAGUGGUGCUGAAUCUACCAGUCGUAUGGCCAUUCUCGCAACAAGAUCAGGUGGCGUUGUCGUUUUAGUCGGAAUGGGAAUACCGGAGCCGAAACUGCCUAUCGUAGAUGGUUUGAUUAGAGAGGUUGACAUUCGUGGUGUAUUUCGUUACUGUAACGACUAUCCAGCUGCGCUGGCAUUAGUCGCUAGUGGUACGGUAGAUGCUAAGAAGUUGAUCACACACCAUUUCGACAUAACCGAAACGGCAGAAGCCUUUAAUACGGCCCGACACGGAUUGGGCGGUGCGAUUAAAGUGAUGAUCCAUUGUACACCACGGAAUUCGAAUAACCCGAAGCCGUUGUAGAGAAGUGUCUUGUUGUGUCCUUUAGUCUCCAUUGUUUGGAGGCUCUGGUAAUUGAAAUAUAUUUUAUUAGAAUAAACAUUUUUGGUGCAAAAA
Messenger RNA from Bradysia coprophila, 1693 nucleotides. Its product is annotated as sorbitol dehydrogenase-like. Gene Ontology annotation, molecular function: L-iditol 2-dehydrogenase (NAD+) activity; zinc ion binding. Gene Ontology annotation, biological process: D-sorbitol catabolic process. NCBI's taxonomy places the organism in Eukaryota, Metazoa, Arthropoda, Insecta, Diptera, Sciaridae. The record is from RefSeq and is a predicted model, not a curated record.